CUAGCCACACCAUGUGUGUAUCCUGUGCAUAUGAAUAAAUUUGAACGUAAACUUAAAAUGUCCAGUAGAUGGAGGACGUCUACCAUCUAUCAAAAAAUAGUUGACCAAACUUUCUGACAGAGCAAUAGUUCACACACACCGGAAGGUGAAUUACACAGGGAAAGAAAAAAAACGAGUCACAGUUGUUACCAGCAACUCAAGGAGCGUACGUUUGUCGCCUGGGAAAUGUUCCUGUACAUUCUUGGACUGGUGGCUUUUUGGUUUGUGUUCCGCUGGUACAGGGAACUCGCAAGAGUACCCAAUAAAGGACAGAAAUAUGUCUACAUCACUGGCUGUGAUUCUGGGUUCGGGAACCUUCUGGCCAGACAUCUGGACAAGCUGGGCUUCCGUGUAAUUGCAGCCUGCUACACUGAGAAGGGGGAGGAUGAACUGAAGAAGGUCUCUACUGAACGAUUGAACACAGUCCACCUGGAUGUCGUCAGCACUGACAGUGUCAGCAAAGCAACAGCAUUCAUCAAAACCUUGGUUGGGGAGAAGGGUCUGUGGGCUGUGGUGAACAAUGCUGGAGUCUCUGUACCAUCUGGUCCCUGUGAUUGGAUGACUGUCGACGACUACAAGUCCAUGUUGGAUGUUAACCUUAUUGGAGUCAUUGGUGUGACUCUGAGUGUCCUGCCCCUCAUCAAGAAGGCCAGGGGCAGGGUGGUGAAUGUGGCCAGUGUGUUUGGGAGGAUAAGCGCCUUCGGGGGUCCCUACUGUGUGUCAAAAUAUGGAGUGGAGGCUUUCAAUGAUAGUCUACGGAUGAACAUGUCGUUUUUUGGAGUUAAAGUCCUGUGUCUGGAACCAGGAUUUUUCAAAACAAGUGUGACUGAUCUACAUCUCCUGAGAAAAAAUGUGAGGACAUUGUGGGACAAAUUGCCUGAAGAAAUCAAGGAUCAAUAUGGACAUGAUUACCCAGAGAGAGAAUGACAAACACUCCAAGAACGAAUUGACAAGGAUUACCCAGAGCAAGUGAACUGAGCAGUCAGGCAAGUUCAACCUGCCUGCCUUUGACCUAGACCUCAAACAGUCAGACAUACAAUUUCUUCAUUGUGUUCCAAGAUGUCGAAAUCAGCUUGUUGAUGGAGGCAAAUCCUUUCUUCCAGCAAAUGUUACAUUGGAGAAGAAUGUUGCGACGUUGCUGGAUGGGGACCUGAUGAAGGUUGUGAGCUGCAUGGAGCACGCCAUCUCUGCUGUCCACCCUCGUACCCGCUACUCACCUGGCUGGGAUGCCAAGUUCUUAUGGUUGCCUAUGUCCUACCUGCCAACGUGGAUCGCAGACAAAAUGCUCUUAAAAGAUAUGGCCAAACCAACAGGAUCUAUUCUUUAAUGUUAAUGGUUCUCUGACCGAAUGUAGGAGGAAGUCUUUAUUUACACCCACAGGAGAAGAAGAAAAAUGUAAUUGGAAAAAGUGUAUAGCAUGGGAUUCAACCAAUGAAUGGGGAAAAAAAAGAACAGUAAUUUGUUUUCAAACUUAAACAGAGUUGUGAAUUGCAUUUUGUCUAAUCACAUUUGGAUUUGUCCUGUCUGUUUCCCUGGUCUGAUAAUAAAACCAAUGGAGAGAUUUUCAGUAAUUCAAAUGAA
This is a messenger RNA of Oncorhynchus kisutch (coho salmon), 1620 nucleotides long. RefSeq names its product retinol dehydrogenase 7-like. NCBI's taxonomy places the organism in Eukaryota, Metazoa, Chordata, Actinopteri, Salmoniformes, Salmonidae. Gene Ontology annotation, biological process: steroid metabolic process. Gene Ontology annotation, molecular function: oxidoreductase activity. The transcript has 5 exons. Gene Ontology annotation, cellular component: intracellular membrane-bounded organelle. The record is from RefSeq and is a predicted model, not a curated record. The coding region runs from base 226 to 966 and encodes 246 amino acids.